AUGGAGGAGAUGAAUCUGUUCUAAAUUUGUUGAUUGGUUAUUCUUCAGAUUACUACAUAAAGACUUGUUGUUAUUAAGUUGUNUAAAUGGAAGCUCUGUGAUUUUGGAUUUCUCAAACAUCAAAUUAGUCAAUCUGCCACUUUAAGGGUUGGUACUCCAUAUUAUAUAGCUCCAGAAAUUGCUUUAUAAGAUCCUACUAACCCUAAUUAAUAUAAUAAUAAAGUAGAUAAUUGGUCAUUUGGAUGCAUUAUCUAUGAAAUUUUAACAGGCGAUUUGUUUUUUAAUGGAAUUUCAUAAGAGGAUGUGAUAUAAUAAAUUGAAAAUUAUUGUUUUAAUUAAAAAUAGAAAGCGAGAGAAAAAAAUAAUGAUAAUAGAUUCAAUAAGAUUAAAAAUUCUAAGUUAUAAAAAUUAUGCAAAUGUUUGAUGACAGUAGAUCCUUUAUUACGAUAUGAUAUUUAUUAAACCAUUGAAGAAUUGCUUAAUCUCUAGGACAAACCUAUCACUCCUAACGAUGAUUCCAGUGAAAAGGUCAAAACUAUCAAUAAUAAUAAUCAUAACAAUAAAUUUUAACCUCUGAAACAAAGUAUUAUUAACACCCAACCGUAAACAUAAAUAUUUUAAUAAUCAAUUCCUGGAUAAAGCAAUAUUUUAAUGGGCACCCUUUAAAAGCCCUCAACUGUCCAAUAACAUAUUCCUUUUCAAAGCAAUUAACCUUUCCCUAUAAAAGAUCCAAAGUUUUAACCCUAAGGUCCACUUUAAUUUUAAUAAAAUAUUUAAUAGGCUUAAUCAUAAAUAUCAUAAAGUAAUUCAAAAAUACAAUUCAGUACUUUAUAACCUUAAUAAUUUUAACUUACCUAACAACCACUCAAAAAUCAAUUUUAACCACAAUUUCCAGUUACUAUACCACUACAAAUAAACCCUAUUAUAAAUUAAUCAAACACAGAAACAACAUAAAUUUUUUUAGUAAAUAAUAAUCAAAAUUAAAAUUCAGUUUAAGCAUAGAUGAUUUGCCAUUUAAAAAAGUUAGUACAACCAAACUAGGUUGAAUAAAUUCUAAAUUUUUUCUUAAAUUAAUAGAUUUAAAAAAAUUGUAAUGAUGUAAUAGAUUAUCUUCAAGUCAUAGUUAGUUAUGUUAAUAAUGAAGUUAGUUCUAAAGUUUAAAACAUAAUACCACUAGAUAUUAAAUGA
Molecule: messenger RNA, 1188 nt
Organism: Paramecium octaurelia
Lineage: Eukaryota; Ciliophora; Oligohymenophorea; Peniculida; Parameciidae
Source: the annotation of a GenBank genome assembly